UGAACACUGACUGAACAGCUGUUUGCGUGAUCCGAAAGAAAUCUGGUAGUGCUUGCCGGCUAUUGGAAUUGUAGCCUAUUUAAUAGCUUUCCACAAACCAAAAUUAUGCCAGAAGAUUCGAAAAAGAACAAUGACAAGAAAAGAGGCGAUCCAAAAGACCAGAGGAAGCCUCGACAGCGACACCAGCAAGGAGGAACUGAUAAAAAGGCUGAAAAGAAAACGGAAGAGCCGAAGAAUGCUCCCAAAGUUACAGUGCCUCAAAAACCAGUAUACGAAAGUCCUCCUCCAGAAUUUUUCAAAAAUUUAAAAAGAGAAACAGAUGAAAUCCUCAAAAUUACUGAAGAAGAAAGCGCAAAAUACAAAAAGAAAGAAAUUCAAAGCAACUGGUCUAAGUAUGAGAUGCCUAUUGAUACGUAUGAUGAAAUUGAAGAACAAGAAAAUAUGGGAGCUGAUUAUGAGAAACUAAUACAAGCUCCACUAUCAAUCGGCGGACAUUUCCAGUUCAAACACGAAAAAUCGUGGGACAUGAACACAGGCCCUUCAUUAUACGACGAAUAUUUUGAUAUUAAUAUGGAAGAACUGAAUAUCGCACUCUGCUCUAUUCCAUUUUAUAAAAGAAACUCUAUAGACGAAACAAGAUUCUCUGAAACAGAUAUUCUAACUAUGAAUAACAGAUCAACAAGGUUCAAACAGAAAUAUUACAAUGAUAAAUCUUAUUCUACCCCAGAAACAGAAGCUCAAGAUAAAAUACUUGGAAACCUAAUGAAGGAGGAUAACGUAGAGAAAGAAAGAGAUACAAGUAAUGACAUUGAAAUUAAAUGCGAUAGUGAUCGUAAAACUAGUCCAGAGCCAGAUAACACGCAACAUGUAUCCAAUGAUGAUCAUUCAGAUUUAAAAACAGAAACAAAAGACGAACCUACUCAGAAAGUCGAAGAAAAUGUAAAGAGGGAAGAAACAAUUCAUGAGACAAAACAUAAAAACAAAGCAGACUCUAAACAUGAAGAACAUGAUGAUCUAAUUUUUGGGAAUACUAAAGAAGUUACAAAAUUACCCGAAAUCGAAAAAGUUGUAACUCGAAUUCCCGCAAAAGAAGUUGUGUGCCAUACGGAACAGAAACCAGUUGCCACUAAGGAGAGUCCGGUUACCCCUAGUGCGACACCCGAGGUUCCUAAAACAAACCUCCCGCCGACCUCCGCUAGUACCAAAGCGGCACACAUACCAGUGGAAGCAAAGAAAACUCCAGUUAUUGAAUCUCCAGAAGAUCUUGAAAAAUGGCUAGACGACUUUUUAGAUGGAUAAACAAAUUAAGUACCUACCUACGAUGCAUCGAUUAUCAGUAUUCACCUACCUGGCGGACCAUGGAUAUGAACGUCUAGGUAUUUGACAAGUGCGAUUGAGUUAUAGCGAUGGGUAGGUAUUAAUAUAGAAAUCGCAAGUAAACUUCCUAUAACCGUUAAUUUGUUAUUAUAAUAAAAAUCAAAUGGAAAGACGAAAAGAAUAAUAAUAAGCUCUAGACAGACGGACUGCAUUUCAACUGCAAAUUGCAGUUGACGCGACUGCAAUAGAACUGCAACCCAAACAAUUCACACGAUUGCAAUCGGACUGCACCUUUUUCUGCAGUGUCAACUGCAUUCAAACUGCAAUGUGCUGUUGAAAUGCGGUCAGUCUGUCCAGAGCCUUACGUAAUUUAUGAUUCUUAAAAUACGAUAUAAAUUGUUUUUAUGAUUUAUCGGUUAUUAUCAAAUGAUGUAAAUUAAUGUAAUUGCUUCAUACCUUUUUAUAUAGCAAUCAUGUAUUUUAUGAAUAAACCCUUUUUAAGGCGAUUGAUACAACUGCAUUAAUUCCUAUCCCCCUUAGCAAUGCUCAAUAUUGUCCACAAGUAUUAAAGUGGCACACAUGAAAGGCAUGACGCAGCUGUUGUUAGAUAGCUGCUAAUUCGCUGCUACCCGCCGUUGGCUUUUCAUAAUGACGUUAUAUUUUAUAUGUCGUAGUUGAGUCGUGAUUGGAUCUCAGUCGGAUGUGAAUCGUAUAUCGCUUGAGUAAAAUUUGCAGAAUCGAGCUCCACUUAAAGUACUUACCGUACAGGAUGUCUGGUUUUGUUUCGCAGUUUACCUAAUAAUAAAUUAAGAAAUACAAUUUGAUGCGACAUAAAUUAAUUCUGUGCUUCUGAAAGCAAGUUGUAAUUAUGCAGUGUAUAUUAUUGUUAGUGUAGGAAUAGAAAAUAUAUUACAUAUUUAUGUUAUCAAUAAAACAAUUUUUAAAAUGAA
Molecule: messenger RNA, 2267 nt
Organism: Helicoverpa armigera (cotton bollworm)
Lineage: Eukaryota; Metazoa; Arthropoda; Insecta; Lepidoptera; Noctuidae
Gene: Aven
Exons: 5
Coding region: 106-1299 (397 amino acids)
Biological process (GO): negative regulation of G2/M transition of mitotic cell cycle
Source: RefSeq, a predicted model, not a curated record